Ceratina calcarata is the source of this 538-nucleotide messenger RNA. It is a transcript of the gene ksh, whose product is annotated as transmembrane protein 167A-like protein ksh. The transcript has 3 exons. Lineage: Eukaryota; Metazoa; Arthropoda; Insecta; Hymenoptera; Apidae. Bases 153 to 377 code for a protein of 74 amino acids. The record is from RefSeq and is a predicted model, not a curated record.
UAGGAACGUGAAGUUUGUUCCAAGUCCAACGUGACAUUUGUUGUUUGAGUUAGAGUUAGAGUUCAAGUUCAGAAGUAAAUCUUACUCAUGCGGAAAUAAAUUUCGUCCUCAACUAAUUUCCUACGCAAUCAAACAAUUACUGAUUACUCGUAAUGUCUGCCCUAUUUAAUUUCCAAAGUCUCCUGACCGUGAUUUUGCUACUGAUCUGCACCUGUACUUACGUCAGAGCUAUCAUACCCAGUUUACUGGAUAAUCGGUUAGGAAAAGUUGGUCUUCAAGGUACUUUUUGGAAAUGUGCUAGGAUUGGUGAGAGGAAAAGUCCAUAUGUAGCAGCAAGUUGCCUUUUAAUGGCUUUGUAUACCUUGUUCUGGUCUUAAAGUGGAUACAUAUAUUUUAAGCUGUAAGAAACGUUGUAUCUGUACAUUGAUGAUGGACAUGAUUAAUUUAUAUGUAUUUGAAUACUUAAGUGAGCUCGUUUAUCAUAAUGAAAAAUAGCAUAAGGUUUAACGUAAAAUAAAAGGAGUCAAUUAAUAUCACA